GAUCCAGGAGGUGGGGGUGGGAGGAGGUGGGGGCCGCCCCGCGAGAAGAGCGGGAAGAGGCGGACAGCGAGGCCAAGAUUUCAGCUGCGGGACGCUCAGGGGAGACCUCCAGGCGCAGGGAAGGACGGCCGGGGUGACACGGAAGCAUGCGACGGCUGCUGAUCCCGCUGGCCCUGUGGCUGGGCGCGGUGGGCGUGGGCGUCGCCGAGCUCACGGAAGCCCAGCGCCGGGGCCUGCAGGUGGCCCUGGAGGAAUUUCACAAGCACCCGCCCGUGCAGUGGGCCUUCCAGGAGACCGGUGUGGAUAGCGCCGUGGACACGCACUUCCCAGCUGGAAUAUUUGUGAGGCUGGAAUUUAAGCUCCAGCAGACAAGCUGCCGGAAGAGGGACUGGAAGAAACUCCAGUGCAAAGUCAGGCCCAAUGGGAGGAAACGGAAAUGCCUGGCCUGCAUCAAACUGGGCUCUGAGGGCAAAGUUCUGGGCCGGAUGGUCCACUGUCCCAUAGAGACACAGGUUCUGCGGGAGCCUGAGGAGCACCAGGAGACCCAGUGCAUCAGGGUGCAGCAGGCUGGUGAGGACCCCCACAGCUUCUACUUCCCUGGACAGUUUGCCUUCUCCAAGGCCCUACCCCACAGCUGAGCCAGCACUGAGCUGCAUGGUGCCUCUGGGACCGCUGUCGGUGGUAACCAGUGGAAGACCCCAGACCCCCAGGAGAGGACCCCGUUCUAUCCCCGGCCAUGAUAAUAAAGCUGCUCUCCCAGCUGCCUCUCA
Rhinopithecus roxellana (golden snub-nosed monkey) is the source of this 770-nucleotide messenger RNA. It is a transcript of the gene RARRES2, whose product is annotated as retinoic acid receptor responder 2. The coding region runs from base 147 to 638 and encodes 163 amino acids. The record is from RefSeq and is a predicted model, not a curated record. The transcript has 6 exons. Gene Ontology annotation, molecular function: signaling receptor binding. Gene Ontology annotation, biological process: regulation of lipid catabolic process; inflammatory response. NCBI's taxonomy places the organism in Eukaryota, Metazoa, Chordata, Mammalia, Primates, Cercopithecidae.